GAGUGCUUCCAAUGUCCUCCUCAUGUUGUGCUGUUUGUUUUCUUGUUGGUUGCAGGUGAGUUCCAAGUGAAUAACCGGACAGGUGUGAUCUCCACGGCUAAGCCUCUGGAUUAUGAGACUGUUACCAGCUACGUGCUCAGGGUCCAGGCUGACUCCAUGGCCGUGGUCAUGGCCCAACUGCGGGUUCCCUCCAAAAGUAAGACGGGGGUAUUUAACUGCACAUAAGGGGGCUGGGACGCUACAUCAAGUAUUCGCCUUUCUGGCUAGAUACUGUGGUUGACAUUGGUAUCGUGGUCCUAAGAGGAGUUGACACAUAAGAUGUGCCCCCCACCCACUCAAACACUUGCACACACUGUUGAUAGAGGUUAAAUGUAAAAUGGAAUGGCGAAAGACUGAGCAACAUAGUGGAGGUGAAAUCAUUUUUGGCCCACAUCAGAGAAACCAUCUUCACCUCUUCAACCGUCCUACUCCCUCUGCUCAUUCUUAGCCCUAUGCCACAUGACUUUACAAUUCUGUGCACUGCUGGAAGACAAAUGAUCUUUGACAGCUCAUACUUUUUUACCUAAACUGCAGUGCGGGGCAGGGUAGGGUUGUGCUAGUUUUGUACAUACUGUAUUUGUACUGUAUAAGAAAAACUGUGACAAAUAGAUAUGGAGCAGUGGAGGCUCCUCAGAGGAGGAAGGGGAGGAUCAUCCUCCUCAGUGAGUUUCAUAAAAAUAAAAAUUGUAAAACAUUAAAAAUAUUAUCAUUUUUAGAUAAAACUAUACUAAAGAUAUUCAUUUCACCAAAUAAUUUAUUAAAAUACACUGUUUUGCAAUGAAGGUAUACAGUAGCCUCAACAGCACUCUGUAGGGUAGCACCAUGGUGUAGCCGGAGGACAGCUAGCUUCCGUCCUCCUCUGGGUAGAUUGACUUCAAUACAAAACCUAGGAGGCUCAUGAUUCUCACCCCCUUCCAUAGACUUACACAAUAAUUAUAACAACUUCCGGAGGACGUCCUCCAACCUAACAGAGCUCUUGCAGCAUGAACUGACAUGUUGUCCACCCAAGCAAAGGAUCAGAGAAUGUAUCUAGUACUGAAAGCAUAAGCUACAGCUAGCUAGCACUGCAGUGCAUAAAAUGUGGAGAUGAAGGAGACACAAGAGAUUUUGUGAUUAUUUUUCACUUUCAGUUUCACUUACUUAGCUAGCAAAUGCAGCUAGCUAGUUUAGCCUACUCAAACACCCUGCUCAAACAGAGGGAUGCUAUGUUAGCUAGCUGGCUAUGACUAUCCAACACAACACUGGAACUCUUCAAAGUCAAGGUAAGCUUUUGGUUUUACUAAUUUAUUGCCACUGGGGCCCGCCGGUGUAACUGCUAACUGACUAUACACUGUAAACUUACUGCAUGAUUGUAGCGGGUUUACUAACGUGUUAGUUCUAUUAGCUAUGUUGACUAUGACGUUUCUUUAGCUAUUAUGGUGACAACGAUGUAGGCUGUGUGUAGCAGUUAUGAUAUGGGUUGGCUUGGAUUUUUUUUUUUUUCUUCGCUUGGUCACAUACAGCUGAUGUGUUGUGCAUUGAAGUCCACAAAUGAAGGGAAAAGGUGAGUGGAGGAGAGCUCAUAGAUGCGAGAAGGAAUACAACGUGGCUGCUAUGAAAGUGAACUGUGUUGACGCUUGACAUGGGCUGUAUUCAUUCCGCCGAUUCUGUUGAAAACCAUUUCUUAAAAGGAAGCAAACGGAACGAAAGGGGGAUAAACAUAACUGAAUUUGACCAAUAGAAACUCUCGUUUGCAACUGUUGGACUAAUGAUUAUACCCUAGAUCAGCUAAAUGCAGGCAAGAGUGUGCAAGGCGGUAUUGUCUGUCCAUGUGUCACUGUCUGUCAUCUCAACAUUUUCUCUCAACCUGUGUGCACCUACGUUGUAAUCUUUCAUUCAUAGGCUAGGUUGUAGCAACCUCAUGAGUAUCAUGUAGUAGCCUAAACCAAUCGAUGUUACAUUGCACUGGGUGAAUGGAACAUGAAUGACAGUCAUCCAAUAUGCUGUAAUAGAAAUAAGGCCAUGCUCAUGAGAAAAAAUAAAUGGUCCUCCCUCAUCUUAAACGGCACUGACCGCCACUGGUAUAGAGUGUGUUUACCUGUACUUCAAGCUCUUUUCCUUGAGGACAACAUGGCAUAUGAAUGGGAAUAGCAAAAGGAGCACAUAUUUUAUUAUUUUAUUAUGAACCUGUGUGUUGGAGUUUUAUUUUGCUAUAAAACUCCCCUUCCCAACCAACACUUAUCUCCUCUAAACUAUGGUAUGUACUGUAAAGGAUUGAACAUUAAAGUUGUGUGCACUUGCUGCCCUGUUUGUCUGGAUAAAACGAUAUGCUUCAUGACAAAAAAUGUGACUGUGUCCCUCCUCUAACUCUGCAGCCAACACAGCCAAGGUGUAUAUCGAGUUGCAGGAUGAGAACGACCACCCGCCUGUCUUCACCAAAAAGUUCUACAUCGGUGGUGUGGCUGAAGAUGCCAACACCUUCUCCUCUGUGCUGAAGAUAAUAGUGAGAAAGACCUUCUGA
Molecule: messenger RNA, 2539 nt
Organism: Coregonus sp. 'balchen'
Lineage: Eukaryota; Metazoa; Chordata; Actinopteri; Salmoniformes; Salmonidae
Source: the annotation of a GenBank genome assembly